AUGACUGCUAUAGCAGCUGAGAGUCUGAAGCAAUCGGGUACAGAGGAAGAAACCAGCGAAACGGCCUUAGAGCUGAUAAUCGAUUUGACCAUUACCUAUGCUUUGGAUUCUGCCAUCGAAGAAAGUUUACCUUCUGAAGUGGAACCAGUGGAAUUUAAAUCAGAAGAGAGGUUGACCGUCCCUCUAACUAGAAUGAAAUUCGGAAGAGAUGUUCCACACAUAUCGUAUGGGGAAUGUGAGCAAAGCACUUCCGGAUACAAGAAUACAUUGAAUCGCAUAUGUGAGACUAAAAGCUCCGCAGAUGAAUGUCAAAAUGAAGAUGAGAAAGAGCACCACCCAGCCGAGACUAGAGAAGUUGCAGCAUCAGUGAAGGUCUCAAACGCAAACAAACCGGGUAUCGUCUCAUCUCUUCAUUCUCUGUUUUAUUAUUUUGCUCGACGCUCACUGAGUUUUGGAUCCGAUUUGUUUUCC
Opisthorchis viverrini is the source of this 471-nucleotide messenger RNA. RefSeq lists its product as hypothetical. The annotation marks the transcript as partial. The record is from RefSeq and is a predicted model, not a curated record. The transcript has a single exon. NCBI's taxonomy places the organism in Eukaryota, Metazoa, Platyhelminthes, Trematoda, Opisthorchiida, Opisthorchiidae.